This is a messenger RNA of Pungitius pungitius (ninespine stickleback), 1545 nucleotides long. It is a transcript of the gene pdyn, whose product is annotated as prodynorphin. Bases 619 to 1269 code for a protein of 216 amino acids. Gene Ontology annotation, cellular component: plasma membrane; axon terminus; dendrite. Gene Ontology annotation, molecular function: opioid receptor binding. Lineage: Eukaryota; Metazoa; Chordata; Actinopteri; Perciformes; Gasterosteidae. The record is from RefSeq and is a predicted model, not a curated record. The transcript is spliced from 3 exons. Gene Ontology annotation, biological process: chemical synaptic transmission; neuropeptide signaling pathway; sensory perception.
CCUGGCGCGUCAUUGUCUAUGUCAGUCUACCUGUCGUUGGAGCACGUCCUGGUUUUUUUGUUGGAUUAAAGAGCACCUUCAAAAACUCUGCAUAUGAGUCCUCCCUGCAACCCGCAUCAGCAGCCUCGUGACAUUAUCUCAUCCAUUGUUUUCAUAUCUAACAGUUUCUUCUAUUUAAUUUCUAAGUGUGUUUACUCUAUUUCAGUCUUUCCAAAAAGAGAACACACUCUUGAUUGAUGUCAGUGGGAUUGUUUUUUUACACCUAAGGUUUUUGAUUGAGGCCCCCGAGAGAUUGAAUGAUGCUGAUGCUGAUGAUUCGCCAAUUGGAUGCGCUAUACUCUCUCCGUGUGGGCGUUGUUUAAAAAAAUAGAAAACUCCUAGAGCAGGGAGGCGGUGGGUAUAUUUACGUAGCACUUUAUCCUCCCAUUGGUCCCUUUGGAGAAGCUGCUAUGAUGCGCUUCGGUGACACUACCAAGUUUCGGGCCAUAAAAAGCCGAGGCGACGAGCAACGCAAGAGAAACACGAAGUUGGAGGAAGGAGAUCUGAAGAUAGAUGCGCCUCUGCGAGUCUUAGUACGGCUGGAAGUAUCUGUCCAACCCCCGAGGGAUCUGGUGAAGAAUGGAGUGGUAUGUCCUGGUGCUGAUGCUGAGCUUUCCGUCCUCCCUCCGCGCAGAUUGCUCAUUGCAGUGCCAGAAAUGUGUGCAGCAGGCCCUCGGCCCCGACGCUGCCUUCAGCAGCCUGGCGUGCAGCGCGCAGUGUGACGGGCAGCUGGAGAGCUGCCGGCGGGCUCCGGACUUCAGACAGGACGAAGCGGCGGAGGAGCAGGAGGAGGAGGACCAGAAGGGGGACCUGGUGAAGCGCUACGGUGGCUUCAUCAAGAGGAUCGACAAGAACAAGAAUAAAAUCUUCGCCUCCCCGUGGCGCGACAACUACGCCGUGGAGGCGCUUCCCGAGAAGUACGAGGACCUGUUGAAGCGGGUGGAUGAGAGGGACGCGGGGGACCGCCACUUUCGCGCGAACGUGAAGCGGUACGGCGGCUUUUUACGCAAAUUCGGGCCUAAGUCUAAGAGGAGUAGCUCCGCGGAGACUGAGAGCCGAGAGCCCGAGGAGCUGCAGAAGCGCUACGGGGGCUUCAUGAGGCGGAUCCGACCGAAGUCGAACAACCUGAAGUGGGACAAGCGUUACGGAGGCUUUCUGCGCCGCCACUUCAAGAUCUCCGUACGCUCGGUAGAGGAGCCCUAUUACUCCUACGAUGACUUGAGCCUAUAGAUGAAUCCCCCGGCGGCUCUUGAAUCUGAGGAUUUGCGCGUGGAGCAACCAGUCUGAACGAACGUGAGGAAAAAAAGAAAGAAAAAACAAGAACUUGUGCGGGUUCACUUGAAAUACCACCAUUUCUCCAGUUUGCCUCGUCCGCCUGCCUUUAUCGCUUACAGCCAGCUUGGUUGCCUUCUGUGUAAAAUGAAUCCUCAUCUCUGUUAUUGGCAUCAUCGUGUGUCACUCAAUAAAUGAUGCUUGUUUAAUAAAGACACUUCCCUGUUUGCUCAA